UGUUUGUUGUUCUUCCUGUCGGACUGUGUAGUUCACAGAGCAAAACAGUGAAAUAAACGGAGUUUUUUCGGCAAUGGCUGCGGCCCACAGCAGCCUGUCAGCCACUGAAAAGAUUUUGGCCCACCAGCCUUGUUAUCGAGGGGGCUCAUGACUAAUGAGAGGAGUCUGCAGCGCCACGACCUGGUCCUCUCCAGUUACACCAGGCUAAAGACACUCCCACCUCCCAGUUGUGUGAACUUGCGUUGCUGUGAACUCUCAACUCUCCCAUCUCCAAGUUGUGAAAGGCCCAGCAUGGAUGAGGCAGAGAAGUACCAACAAAGGCUGCAAGCCAUAGUGGAGAGACGUCAACAGCAGGAAGAAGAGAAGAAGCUGAGGAGGGAGACGGAAGAGGAGCGGUUGAAGACGGCCCAGAAAAAGAGGCAGAACUUGAGGGAGCAGUGGCUCAGUGAAACAGCUCCAGCUCCUGUCCCUGCAUCACUUGACAUCUCUAAGCCCGGUCCACCACUACAGGACGAAGCAGAGCAGCACACAGCAACGGAACAAACCAAAAGUCAGAAGGCGCCGGAGGACGAGGAGGCAGCUGAUGCCAGAAAAGAGGAACAAGCCUCACAAGAAGAAAACAAAGACUCCGUCAACCGUUCAACCGCUGCCAGAACAGACAAACUCUACUGGGCUGGCACUGACGAGGACGCACAAGUGAAUAAACAGACUGAGGAUCACUUCCCCAUCCAAAUGGCACAAAGGAUGUUUCAUGAAAGUAGACAAGAUGGGCGAUCAGUCCUGGGAACAGUGGCAGUGCAAGUUGAGAGAGACCCGAGGACGGGCGCCACCGUCGUCAGGUCAGUGGCCCCCGUGGCCUCGCCGGCCGGUGCUCCGUUGGCUACCGCCGUCUUCGACGAUGGCAGGAAAAGCAUCCACACGGUCGGCGGGGUUGGAGUUCAACCGUCGACCGAGGAGCUCGGGCAGAUCUUGAACGUCAUCGAUGGGGUCGGGAUGAAAGUGCUGCUGGAUGAGGUCACAGUGACGCCACACCAGGCAGAGGCAAAGAUAGAGAACGUGGAAGUCAGCAGAGCCCCGGAGGGAGAAGUCCUGUCUUUUUCCACCCGUCAUGCCAUGUCAGUUGAGGAUAAUACACUUACAGACAGCUCUAGAAGCUACACAUUGGAAGCUGAGCCGGGGAUGGAGGACUGUGCUGCAAGCAUGGGAAGCAAGGAGGAGAAAAAAGAGGACGGAAGCAUCAUGGCAGUCAGAGACAUUGCAGGAGCGGUAGAUCACGUGGAUGAUCAAAGCUUGGAGGAUGGCCCAGUUACUCUUGUUUUCCUGGGAUACGCUGAUUCCACAACCGACCAGGGUCAAGGCCAAGAGGAGCUCGAGGGCAUGCUCACUGCGGAACGAGUGAUUAUCACCGAGGAGGGAGAAGAGCAUGUCAUUGGCCCUGAAAUGUCUGCUGCACCUCAGCCAGGGGAAGAGCCCCAGCACCAAGCGUUUCAGGACGUUCCCCUGGAGGGAAACGGGGCCGCAGGAGUUAAAGUGCAGGCAGAGGAGGGCGAUAAGGGGCUGCAUAAUUCAGCUUCACCCAGUAUAGCAGAGGGAGGAGGCACUUCCAAGCGCAAGACUUGUCAGUGCUGUUCUGUCAUGUAAGAAGAGAUUCGCUCAUUAGCCUGAAGCCUAUCAUUUUUAAUAUUUGUGCCUUCCAUUAGACACUAUAUGCUGCACUGCUGCCUUAAUGAGUAUUAAAGGAGAAUGUACCACCAUCUGGUAUCAUCUAAUUACAUUGGUUUUGGCUCUGAGCAUCCAACCUUUCACUUCACUUUGCCAAGGAGAGAGACAUGGUUUAUAGUGUGGGGCUUUUAUAGCUGUGGACUGAGGGGCUCUAAAAAUCCACUUCCUCCCUCUGGUGGACAAAGCUGAGAAUUUCAGCAAGCCGUCCUGCAGGCUCGCAGAAACUUCCCACCUCAACUGUCUCUCUGCCUUCGGACUCGUUCUGUGCUUUAUCAGCGAAAGAUGUUCAAUAUGUUUAACAUCGUUUGCCAAAGAGCAGAAUAUGCAGAUUUUAUAGCUUUGGGGAAAAAAUAUUAAUAAUCAGUAACCAUGAGAUGAUUUAUUGUGGUAAUUAAAUGUUAAUUAGAAACAGUAGGCAAUUUGUUACAUUUUUAACAGCCUUUGAUACUUUUACUUUCUUGCUCACUGCUACUCGGGGCUGUAACUACCACUGAGACACAAGACAUUUGGGGGUUUUAUUGUCACAAUAGUUCUUAAGUUUUUUAAGCCUGCAAGAUGUGUUUUAGUGUCAAAAUCCUUACACUAAUAGUGCGACAUUUUGGGAAAUACCCUAAUUGUUGUUUCGCCGAGGGUACCUAUGCUAUGUUGGCAUUACAGCGGCAUCAUAUUUACUGCACAGACGUGUGAGUGGUACCGAUCUCCUGAUUUAAGGGAUUUCUCAAAAUGUCAAAGUUCGAAUUUUUGAGUGUUUGAAAUAUAGUUUAAAGACUUGGUAUGUCGCCACAAGAAUUAUCCUCCUGGCAUUGCGGGAAAAGUUAUGAAACUGCAUUUCGAAAAUAGUACAGGGAAAUGCAGUUACAUUUCAUCUCCAUAUAUACAAUGUUUUGAUUCGAUUAUACAGUUGAAUUACUAUAGAACAGUUGUUCUCACACUUUUUCUCUCAGGCCCACCUUUAGCAGCCGAAUAAAGCUUGUGCCUCCCACCUCCCCUCAACUAUUAACAAUCAAGGGGGAAGCAACAACUAAAAAAACAUUUUAGUGCUGUAAGAGUUUGCCGAUGCUUUUAUGCUGACCAUUGUUUUUUUAUAUUCCCUACCUACAUAAAUCCUGUUCAUUCAACUUAGUUUCACCACACAUUUCCCCCCCAUUCAUACAUGCACCCCUGGGGUGAGCCCUGCCCCGCACCUGAGUUUGGGAGACGCUUCUAUAUGAGAAGAAAAAGGCUGUGGGCUAUGGAAGUGUUUGAUUAUUUUUAUCACUGUAAUUUGGUAUAAAGUGGAUUAAUUGUGGAUUUUAACUGGAAUACUCUUCAUAAAACCAUAUAGAAUUA
Messenger RNA from Acanthopagrus latus (yellowfin seabream), 3051 nucleotides. Its product is annotated as paralemmin-2-like. The coding region runs from base 148 to 1641 and encodes 497 amino acids. Gene Ontology annotation, biological process: regulation of cell shape. The record is from RefSeq and is a predicted model, not a curated record. Lineage: Eukaryota; Metazoa; Chordata; Actinopteri; Spariformes; Sparidae. The transcript has 9 exons. Gene Ontology annotation, cellular component: cytoplasm; membrane.